ACAACCAGUCCAAGUCUCGUCGCCGUUCUCAAAUCCUCGACAUGGCUCGCAAUCGUCCAAAGUCAAGCAUACAGCUAGGCACGAAACCCAUCGACAAAUUCACAUCUUCCCCAAGCUCGCGGCCGAGCUCCAGUUGAAUAUCUGGAAAUACGCAAUUCCCGGCCCAAGAGUGAUCAAGCUCAAGACCCAUGUCCCACACUGGUUGAUGGAUGAGCCAGAAACCUACCCUGACGAUUAUGACUGGGCAGCGGACUAGGUUGCUGCUGUCUAAGCUUUGGGAUUUAGUACGGAUACCAAGCCCUGUGGUCUCCUUGGUGCCUGCGUUACCUCGAGGGAAAUCAUCCUUGGUGUGUAUUAGAGUAUCGUUACGAGCAGGGGUGGCAAAAGGAUUUGAUUUGACGGAGUCAAUAAUACAAUCCUGUUGCAUACCGAAGAGGGCCUGGGAAUGAGCCAGUCACCUCUGGGAAGCGCUGGCAGGGUAUGGUGCAGAGACUACAGCAGCGUCUUUUUCGGCAUCAAGAGGUUGGUCUGGUUUGAGAAGCACUUUUGGACUUGCAACAACCUAUGGGUGCUUACCCAGUUUCAGUCACUGAAGGAGUUUACUCCUUUGCAGAAAUCUCGCAACGGUCCAGUCAAUUUUGAUAAACAUCUUUGGGCAGCUUAUCAAAAGCAAUUGGCGUGUGCGGCGGUGCGGAUUGUUCUCAGCCAGGAAGAAUUAGUCUCGCCACCAAUCGAGAAGUUGGACGAGUGGGAGCUCCAGGAAUUGCAGAGCUACUUGCGAGACAGCCGUCGUGGCCGGUUGCUGUGGGAGCACCAUGAACUCAUUCAAAAUCGGUGGAAGGAAAAGGCACAAUUGGCGGGUUGCGAAAUUCCCGCCAUUAAACGGGGUUAUGUCCUUUGGGAGAGACGCUCCAUUGUCAACGGAACCCUGUGAAUAGCCACAUGUGGACGAAAGAGAACCAAUAAUACAACUCUUCUGUUGUUGCAGGAACUUGGGCAUGGCUCGGAAGUGGAUCAUUAUAUUUCUUGAAACGGAACACUUUGCCGGAGAAAUGAAUACGCAUAUGCUUGCAGGGCUUGUCUGUCGCGCAUAGCAGAGACGAUCGAGGUUGCCGUCGCUGUUUGUUAGAUAAGUAAUAAUUGCCAAAAGAAGCAAAAUUCCCUUUUGCCAAGGAGUUCCGGAUCAGUGAGAGAGAAUAUCCC
Hyaloscypha bicolor E is the source of this 1203-nucleotide messenger RNA. RefSeq lists its product as uncharacterized. The transcript has a single exon. Bases 446 to 934 code for a protein of 162 amino acids. The record is from RefSeq and is a predicted model, not a curated record. Lineage: Eukaryota; Fungi; Ascomycota; Leotiomycetes; Helotiales; Hyaloscyphaceae.